UCUGCAGCUGGCUCUCUUUAGUGGAGCCAAUGAGAUGAUCAUACUGAUACAUCGGUUUUACCGAACAGGUUCUUACGUUUGGGGCCUCUUCCUGGUCUCGAUUGCUGUAUGGCCUACCUUGUAGCAGUGACUGCGGAUGGUGGUCUGCCUCUGUUUGUACGAGCUAGAGACGGAUCCGAUUCGCUUCCAUUUUCGGUUAUUGCGUCUCUCAACGGCGUUCAUAUGUAUGCAGAAGACAGAGGAGCCACGCUGAAAAGCACAACUGCUGGAGGAAAGAGAGUUGUGUGGAGAACGUUUCAUGAUAGUUUGACGUUGAUUAUGAUCGAUGUGGAUGAGACUACCGGAACUGAGCAUCACAUGUUUAAUCUUCUAGAUCUGUGCUUCAGUGCUUUGGUUUUAUACUUGGGAAUAGGAAAGCUGAGUGACAUCAGAAAUACCGACCGUCUAAAGAAAGAAAUGAAGUGUGCUUAUGCUUUGUUGGACGGACUAUGCAACUUUCACCAGUCUCUCGCACUCAAUGGUCAUGUGACAGGCUUAUCUGAUGUCAUUGUAGGGCCUAAUACUACAAUACUGCAAACAUAUUUGGAUGGUUUUGCUGACAGAUUGGAUACGAACUACGGCUGUGUGCUUAUUGGUGGCAAAGUGUGUGCAGCUACAGAAAAGUGGUGGCAGUUGUCAUGUAAGGAGGCUGUGUUGCUGAGUUGUCUUGUCAACUCUCACCAAUUCGAGUCAACAGUUGACAUUCCUGUGUUUCUCCCUGUUGCAAGCCCCAAGUUGUCUCAUCGAUUGCUGGUAUUUAGAUUUAAAGAGGAUGUAUUUAUAUGUGCUCUGUGUGGCCCAGAACAUGAUUUGCAGCAAGUUGAAAACGAGAUAAUUCCACAAUAUUGGAACCCUGCAUCUGACUGUCUUGACUUUAUUCUUCAGGAUAAAGACCGGGGACUGCCUGAUACAGUUCAACUAGAUGCAGGGAUAUUAGCGUUCAUAUAUUUAUGCUUCGACUUGAACAGAAGUUUGUCAUCCUUUCAAAUAGACAGUAAAACUGAUCCAAGACUACCACUUGAGAGAAGACAAAGAGUGCUCUUGCAGUACUAUUUAACGACCCAACGUGAAUUGAUAUCCAAAGAGGGUGUCACUGGCAACUUUGCUCUGGUGCAUCCUGUUUGUGAGAGUUACUUGUGUGCUGAUGAUUACAAAUCCUAUUGUCUACUUGCUGGAAAACGUCAACUGUUCCUACUUUAUUCUCACACAGUACCUACAUUUGCAUUGCGUGAUGUCGCUCACCAAACAAUACAGAUUCUAGAUAAAGCUGUUGCAUGACACUGCUAUAUUGUCAUAUUGUCUCAUAGUGGUGACAUUGAUAAGACUGACAGUGCUAUUUGACAAUACACUCAAACUU
Messenger RNA from Corticium candelabrum, 1396 nucleotides. Its product is annotated as protein fuzzy homolog. The coding region runs from base 109 to 1317 and encodes 402 amino acids. Gene Ontology annotation, biological process: non-motile cilium assembly; vesicle-mediated transport. The record is from RefSeq and is a predicted model, not a curated record. The transcript has a single exon. Lineage: Eukaryota; Metazoa; Porifera; Homoscleromorpha; Homosclerophorida; Plakinidae.